AAAGGUUAACACGUAGAUUCACGCAGGUGCAACUCGGUGGUGAUAGCUUUGGUUGGUAGUGACGACCAUCAGACCACCGGGGUUUAUUUUUGUAGCACGGAGUUUACGUAAAACAUAACCAUCUGACCGCCAAAUUGAUUUUACAGUAGCACAAGAUGCUACGACUCGUGUGUCUUCUGGCGGUAGCGGCAGUGGUUACCAACGCCUACCGCCGUGUAUGUUACCAUUCCAACUGGUCACAAUACAGAACAAUUCCUGGCAAAUUUUUACCCGAGAGUAUCGAUGCAAGUCUCUGCACACAUGUUAUAUAUGCAUUUGCAACUCUCAACGGCAAUCACCUGAAGGCCUUCGAAUGGAACGAUGAGAGCACUGCAUGGUCAAAAGGCAUGUACGAGAGAUUUAAUGCAAUGAAGACCCAGAACCCGUCUGUAAAAACUAUGCUAGCGGUAGGGGGCUGGAACAUGGGCUCCGCACCUUUCACCAGGAUCGCGGCCUCCGACGCAAGUCGUCAAGACUUCGCCACAGAUGCCGUGAAGUUCCUGAGAACACAUAACUUUGAUGGCCUUGAUUUCGACUGGGAGUAUCCAGCCAACAGAGGGAGCCCUCCCCAGGACAAACAAAACUUUGUCGCACUCGUUAAGAAAACACGUGAAACAUUUGACGCAGAAGCACAAACAAGUGGCAAACCGCGCCUCUUACUUUCAGCAGCUACGGGAGCGGGCAAGGACAAAAUUGCAUCAGCGUACGACUUCCCUCAGCUCAUCAAGUAUCUGGAUAUGAUCAACAUGAUGUCCUAUGACCUCCACGGUUCCUUCGAGGACAAAACCGGUCACAACAGUCCGCUAAAAGCGGGCCCAAUGGACGUGGGGGAUGACAUCUACCUGAAUGUGGAAUGGGCUGCCCAUGAGUAUGUGAGAAGAGGUGUACCGAAGAGUAUGCUUAACAUCGGAAUGCCUCUAUACGGUCGCUCCUUUACCCUGAAGGAUCGUAACAACAACGGUUUAAAUGCACCCGUUCGAGGAGGGGGAAACGCUGGCAGGUAUACGGGAGAGAAGGGUUUCCUGGCUUACUACGAGAUCUGUAAAAUGAUCCCCAGUUCUACGAAGCACAUAAUCCAGGGAGAAGAAGUUCCGUAUAUCGUCCAGGGAGACCAGUGGGUGGGAUAUGAUGACAAGGAAAGUCUCCGUAAAAAGGUCGAUUUCGUGAAACAAGAGCAGUUCGGUGGUGUUAUGGUUUGGGAUCUGGCUUUGGAUGAUUUCACUGGAUCAUGUGGAGAAGGCAAAUACCCGCUUUUGACCGAAAUUAAUAGAGAGUUAAGGUCCGGCUCACCAGCUCCAGUAACCAACCCAACAAACGCGCCUGCCACUACGCAAGCACCGGUUAACACUCAACCACCUGUAGUAACACAGGCACCUGUAGUAACCCAAGCACCGGUCAACACUCAACCACCUGUAGUAACCCAAGCACCUGUUGUAACCCAAGCACCGGUCAACACUCAACCACCUGUAGUAACUCAAGCACCUGCAACAAACGCCCCAGUCACCUCCGCGCCUGUCACAUCCGCACCCAACGCCCAUCAUACGGUAUCAACUACAAAUCACUUCAACUGUGCAUCCCAGAGUACCGGCUUUUACCCUAGUCCCGCUGACUGUUCAAAGUACUUCAUCUGUGCUGGUGGCGCAGCGUUUGAAGUGGCGUGUACAUCAGGUCUUCAGUUUAACCCUACUUCAUUAUUUUGUGAUUGGCCAAAAAAUGUUAAUUGCAAUAGUCGGCCAGCCUCGGUAGUGACAACGAUGUCGCCAAGUACAAAUGCACCAUCUACGAGCAAGCCGCUCCAAACCGCGCAACCGGCUGUCAACACCCCCCCGCCAACAAACGCACCGACGCCUUGGGUGCAGCCCACCAACGCACCUCAGACUGCGGCCCCUCAGACCAACGCGCCAGCAUCCAGUACAGCAGCACCAACUCAGGCUCCUCAGUGGACAAACCCUCCGCAUCAACCUCAGCCACCAGCAAACUUCUGCUCCGGAAAGACUGACGGUAUUCACUCUGACCCAAGCGACUGUGGCUUUUUCUAUGAGUGCGCCUCUGGUUUGGAGUUCCACGAACGCUGUUCCCCCGGAACCGUGUUCAACGACAAAUCCCUUAAUUGCGACUAUCCUCAACACGUGCCGAAAUGCGCGGGGUCUGGGAAAUAAACGCGACUACAUAUCGUCAUGUGUAUUUGACAGAACAAUUGUAAUUUAUUCAAUAAAAUGUCGAACAAA
Molecule: messenger RNA, 2267 nt
Organism: Mizuhopecten yessoensis (Yesso scallop)
Lineage: Eukaryota; Metazoa; Mollusca; Bivalvia; Pectinida; Pectinidae
Product: chitinase-3-like protein 1
Exons: 13
Coding region: 156-2198 (680 amino acids)
Biological process (GO): carbohydrate metabolic process; chitin catabolic process
Cellular component (GO): extracellular region
Molecular function (GO): chitinase activity; chitin binding
Source: RefSeq, a predicted model, not a curated record